GAGCCAGUUACAGGGAUUGAGAAUCUCUGGUCCUGAUGAAUACAGAAUUCUGCAUGUCCUGAAAAUGAAAUCUCUCAACAGGCACUGAUGCAAGCAAGAUUUCUUUGGAUCUGCAGUUUCAGCACUCAAAAAAAUCUUAGACCUAACUGCAUUAAGGCAGACAUUCUGUGUAGAUUAGGCUAUGCAUAAAUUCACAGCUUAUACUAGCGAAGGAAAUGAGACACCAAAAGCAGUGCAACGUAAGGUCUCAGGCCAGACUGAUGAUGUGUGCACCUUUUACUCCACCUCAGUGGCACUUCUGGAUUUCCACUUAGGAUAGGAUCUUGUUCAGAUAAUAUUUUCAGUCUGUAUCUCUUUCACUGGGAAGGCUGAAAAGGUGGAUGAAAAAGCCAACGGCACUUGUGAAAGAAAUGCUAUGAAAAAUAUCCAUUUUAACAACUGUAAGAUCUUCAUUUUUACUAUUAAAGGACUAAUUUUUGCAAAAUUAGUGGCCACAACAUUUGCUAACAAGUCAUUGCCUGUUAUAGAGGCAUGCAGGAAUCCAUCUGCACAGCUGCCCUUACUUCGACCCCAGGAAAGGCUGUGUGGGAAGUUCGUGUCUCAGAGCUGCAGCAUUGCUCUGCAGAGCGUCUGGAGCCAGUGUAUGCACAGAAACUGAUAAAUAGGGAAAAGGCCCAGUUUGCUCCAGCUGGACUCAGAGCUAGGAUCAUUGCUACAGCCACACGGACUUGCUCUUGAACUACCGAACCACUGGAAUCCAGAAACACAUCUCUCCACACAUUUCUGAAGAAAAAUGCAGACUUUGCCCAGGCCAAAUGGAUCUGACUGAUAAGGACCUCAUGAUUCAGUCUCUUUCUUAAAAGUCCAGCACAUAGAAAAGUGAAUGAAACAGUGAAACUGGGAGCAGACCAUGGCAAAUACAUUUGUCACUGUGCCUGAUGGGUAUUGUCUUGCUGAGCCCAUACAGUAUUAUGAUGUUUUACCAGAGCACAUCAAUUAUCAGCUGCAGGACACUGAUUUUCAGACUGCACCUUACUGCCAAUACUCAACAGUUCAAAUUCCUUCUCCAGUAUUGCAGUCACAGCCGUCCCAAUCCCAGUACAGCACAUACACCCUGGACUCCCAGUACAACGAUGGGCAGUACAGUAACUGCGAAUUAAGUAAGCCCCCUUUCAUGACUUCCCACCUUGAUGAUAGUGGGUAUCCAGGACUUAAAAGGCCCAGACUAAACCACUCUUCUUUGAGAUUAAAGGGACAGGAAGAGCUUUGUGUUGUCUGCGGUGAUAAAGCCUCCGGGUAUCACUACAACGCACUUACUUGUGAAGGUUGUAAAGGCUUCUUUCGACGCAGCAUAACCAAAAAUGCAGUGUAUCGAUGUAAGAACGGUGGUCAUUGUGAAAUGGACAUGUACAUGCGGAGGAAGUGUCAGGAAUGUCGCUUAAAGAAGUGUAAAGCUGUGGGAAUGCUAGCGGAAUGUUUGCUGACUGAAGUACAGUGUAAGUCAAAGCGCCUCAGGAAGAAUUUCAAACAAAAGAGCAGUUUUGUUUGCAACAUAAAACUUGAAGAUGAGAGACUGAAUAGUAAGCAUGUAUCAUCUACAACAAGAUCUGGAAAAAUUCCAGAGAGGAUGGAACUUACUCCAGGGGAACAUCAACUUCUUGACCACAUUGUAGCAGCACACCAAAAAUAUAUGAUUCCCCUUGAGGAAGCAAAAAAGUUUCUGCAAGAAACUGCAAGUCCUGAGGAAAGUUUUCUCCGUCUCUCUGAGACGGCAGUUGUCCACGUACAAGUGUUAGUGGAUUUCACAAAAAGACUCCCAGGAUUUGAAAGUUUAGCUAGUGAAGAUCAGAUUGCACUGCUAAAAGGGUCAACAGUUGAGGCAAUGUUUUUGCGGUCAGCCCAGAUAUAUAACCAAAGAAUUAGUGAGUGCCAAUCAUCAACAAGUGAAAGUCAUAUAAGGCUUCCUGAUCACGCGACGUGUUGUCAUGUUCAAAACCUUGAUAAAAACAUUUAUUCUAUUGAAAUAUCACACAACGAAGAGAGUCCAACGUCCACUACUACCACAGGUAUAACCGAGGAGUUUAUUACCGCACUGUUUUACUUCUACAGAAGCAUGGGGGAGCUGAAAGUUACUGAGACCGAAUACGCCCUGCUUGUAGCAACAACCGUGUUUUUCUCAGACCGCCCGCUCCUGAGGAACAAGCGGCACGUCGAGGAGCUGCAGGAGCCGCUCCUGGGCAUCCUCUACAAGUACUCGAAGAUCCACCACCCGGAGGACCCCCAGCACUUCGCCCGCCUCAUCGGGCGCCUCACGGAACUGCGCACCCUCAACCACACCCACGCGGAGGUGCUGGUGACGUGGCGGACAAAGGACCCCAGGCUGACCUCGCUGCUCUGCGAGAUCUGGGACCUGCAGUAGCACGCGCCGACGCCGCGCGACGCAGCGCCACAAGCGCCUCGCGCCUUCCUCAGCGCUGUUCCCGCCCCGCCCCGCACCGCGCAGCCCGGCGCGCGCCGCUCCCGCCACCUCCCGUCCCGCUUUGAGCGCGCGCCGUCGCCUCCCGCCCUUGCGUCCUCUCCGUCGGCGGCCGGCUGAGGGGGAGCCGCUGAGGUGGCGGGGGGCGUCCGUCACGAGGCGUCGGCUCCGAGCCCUGCCCUCUCCCCCGACGCCAUGGAGAAAGGAAAGCCAUUUAAACUGUUCGUGCCGCCGCGCCUGAGCAGCGGUCAGGUGUCUGCGGUCAAACCCCAGAGCAGCGCUCGGGCCGCGGGGCUGUGUCAGGUAAAUGGCGCUGCUCUGGGGGCUGCGGGCGGGCGGGGGGCAGGAGGAGCGGCGCUCCCGGGCAGCUCCCAGCCAAGCGCUCAGCCCCCGUGUGCCUGAAAGCGUCUGCGCCGAGAUAGCUUUACCGGAAACUAGCGUUGACGAUUUCAAAUUAAUUUCGAGGGCUUUCUUACUCGUUUUCUGUCAAAAACGUAAAGAACCGUCUUUUCCGGCAUCUGCUAUGUGUUUUAACUCCGCACCACCGAUGACAAAUAAACGUACAUGUUUGAUGUGGUUAAUUCUGAACUGUCAGUGGCAAAUACACCGCUCAUACCUUUACUUGCUUUGAAUUAUUGACCCCACCAGAUCCAAGUGCGCAUUGAAAAUGAACUGUUGCUGUGCACUGUUACGUGAAUUUUACGAGAUACCUUUUCGAGUUGAGGCGUCUUAUUAAAUAUGUUUAGAUUCAGAUAUGAUGCUGACAGGAAAUGAGUUACAGUAUUUACAAGAUAAAUUUCUGUGACUUUCAAAACACCUUGUAAAGUCAAAUGUUUAUGCUAAAGCGUAAUCUGAUGUGUUUUAGAAGUACUAUUGGCAAUAAAGCAAAAAUAAAUAUGAAAAAAAUA
Messenger RNA from Anas platyrhynchos (mallard), 3384 nucleotides. Its product is annotated as bile acid receptor-like. NCBI's taxonomy places the organism in Eukaryota, Metazoa, Chordata, Aves, Anseriformes, Anatidae. Gene Ontology annotation, biological process: negative regulation of transcription by RNA polymerase II; lipid metabolic process; bile acid signaling pathway. Gene Ontology annotation, cellular component: RNA polymerase II transcription regulator complex. Gene Ontology annotation, molecular function: nuclear receptor activity; RNA polymerase II cis-regulatory region sequence-specific DNA binding; zinc ion binding. The record is from RefSeq and is a predicted model, not a curated record.